Odocoileus virginianus texanus is the source of this 599-nucleotide messenger RNA. RefSeq names its product interferon alpha-1-like. The record is from RefSeq and is a predicted model, not a curated record. Gene Ontology annotation, biological process: defense response. NCBI's taxonomy places the organism in Eukaryota, Metazoa, Chordata, Mammalia, Artiodactyla, Cervidae. Gene Ontology annotation, molecular function: cytokine receptor binding. Gene Ontology annotation, cellular component: extracellular region.
AUGGCCCCAGCCUGGUCCUUACUCCUGGCCCUGCUGCUGCUCAGCUGCAACGCCAUCUGCUCUCUGGGCUGCCACCUGCCUCACACCCACAGCCUGGCCAACAGGAGGGUCCUGACGCUCCUGCGACACCUGAGGAGGGUCUCCCCUUCCUCCUGCCUGCAGGACAGGAAUGACUUCGCAUUCCCCCAGGAGGCGCUGGGUGGCAGCCAGCUGCAGAAGGCUCAAGCCAUCUCUGUGCUCCACGAGGUGACCCAGCAGACCUUCCGGCUCCUCAGCACCGAGGGCUCGGCCGCUGCGUGGGACCAGAGCCUCCUGGACCAGCUCCGCACUGCGCUGCAUCAGCAGCUCACUGACCUGCAAGCCUGUCUGAGGCAGGAGCAGCGGCUGCAAGGGGCUCCCCUGCUCAAGGGGGACUCCAGCCUGGCUCUGAGGAAAUACUUCCACGGAGUCACUCUCUAUCUGCAAGAGAAGGGACACAGCCCUUGUGCCUGGGAGGUUGUCAGAGCAGAAGUCAUGAGAGCCUUCGCUUCCUCAACACACUUGCAGGAGAGAUUCCGGAGGAAGGACUGACAGACACCUGGUUCAACACGGGAAUGAUC